Messenger RNA from Closterium sp. NIES-67, 285 nucleotides. The record is from the annotation of a GenBank genome assembly. NCBI's taxonomy places the organism in Eukaryota, Viridiplantae, Streptophyta, Zygnematophyceae, Desmidiales, Closteriaceae.
CUACCGCCAUACCGAGCGCACCAACACGGGAUCGUGAAAGAACUAGGUUUGAAGCCGACCUACCGAGCAUUAUAUUGGCUCAGCCCCACAGAGCUAGCCGACAUGAAGAAAUGAAUCGAGUAUCUCCUCGAAAAAGGACUCAUCCGACCAUCCACUUCACCUUACGGUGCCCCAGUACUUUUCACACUGAAAUCGGACGAAAGCAUGCGCAUGUGCAUCGAUUACCGAGCUCUCAACAAGAAGACAAUCAAGAAUAAAUACCCGUUUCAUGAGUCGGUGACCUGC